GCCAUUUUUAUUUUUUACAAUUUUUUGACAAAAGAGAUUUGCGUCCUUUUUUGCAAAAAAUAUAAAAAAGAUUAAAGUAAAAUUUAACAAAGUUCACAAAAAAUAAAACUAAUUUGUAAAUACCGUUUACAUAUAACAAAUCAAAAAGAUAUACAUAUAAAAUAGAAGAAUAUGAGUGGAAAAGUAUUAUUUGCGUGCUCAAAGUGUUUCUCGAGGCAUCCAUUUGAGGAAUUAUCGUCGGGAACUCAACUUUGCAAGAACUGUCGUGGUUCCACCUCCGUGGUUAAAUGUUCUUAUUGUCGUUCAGAAUUUCAACCAAAUUCAAAAUCUCAGAAUAUUUGCAAAAAAUGUGAACAUAAUCUGAGUAAAUACGGUAAACCCAGUGCCUGUGAGUGUUGCAAAAUUGUUGCAGCUUUUGGUAACUCCAAGUGCAUGAGAUGUGCAAGCUACGAGGCCAGAUAUGGACCACCAGUACAGUGUGACGAAUGCAAACUAAGAUCAGCCUUCGAUCGACGUGAUGAAAAUAAAAAGGUUAAUGGCAAAUUGCUGUGUUGGCUUUGUACCUGUGCAUAUAAGCGGGCUUAUCUAAAAGCCCAACAGGAGGGUCGAAUACCAUCCAAAAAAAGGCCUCAUGAAAAAUCACAUCGCGAUAGUUCUACUGCGUCGGCUAAAAAACCCUCCCGUAGUGAUAUUAGCAAAACAAAUAGUAGCAAUACAAAUGUUGCUGUAUCGGCUGUUAGUGCAGCUGGUCUCGAUAUGCCAGAAAAAAUAUCACGUACUGGUUCGUCAGGCAGUGGUAACGGUAGUAUAGGUUUAGGAUCAAUUGCUGCACCAGCUGUAGUGAGUAUUGAUCCAAAUUCCGCCGAUCACGUUGUGGCUAUGACAACUUUAAAGGAGCGUAUUGCUAGUCUGGAAAAGCGUUUGUCGCAAAAAGACAAGGAGUUGUUAGAAAAAGAUAAAUUGCUUACCGAACUUAAGGGUAAAAACUUUGAAAAAGAAAAUGAGAUGCGUAACAAAUUAAGAGAUAUUGAUAGAUUAAAUGAAAUGAAAGUGGAUAAUUUAAACAGAAAAGUUGCAUCUCUACUUAAGGAGGUGGCUAUGCUAAAGAAAAGCAACAAAAAGAAUAAUGGAGGUGGAUCUAGUGCAGCUUUAGCUGCAAAUCGAGAAAAGGAAAGAGAAAAACGUGAACGUGAGAAUGUUUCUCCCAAAGAAGAAAUAACCGCUGCCAGCACAGCAACCGAAUCAUCGGAUAAAGAUGAUGAAAAGGACGAUGCUAAGGAAGACAUUAAAAGCGAAGAUUCGCGUGAUUCACGUAUCAGUACUAAAGAAGAGACCAAACCUUCGAAAGUGGAGGAUGAAUCUAAAGAAAUUGAAGCUGAGGAAGAUGAAGAGAAAGAAAAACGUGAGGAACGUGAGAAAAGUGUUAAGAGUGAAAAAAGCGACAAGAGUGAAAAGAGUGUUAAAAGUGAGAAAAGUGUUAAGAGUGAAAAAAGUGACAAGAGUGUUAAAAGCGAGAAAAGCAAAAACAAUAAGGAAGAAGACGUUGAACGUUCGGGAACUCGUUCUCGUUCCGGUUCAAGAUCAGUAUCACGUUCAGCAUCUAGAUCUAAAUCUCGUUCCCGUUCUCAAUCUCGUUCUCGUUCACGCUCUCGUUCACAUUCUCAAUCACGAUCUCGUUCAGGAUCUCGUUCACGUUCUGGUUCACGUUCACCAUCUCGUUCGCGCUCUAAUUCACCCGAUUCCAAUUAAUCAACGACAGAAACUUUUCCUUUUUUUAUUUACUCAAUUUUAUUAAGUGUUUUUAGAACAUCUAAUACACAAUUUUUUUUCUUAUUGUUCUUGCUUUUUUUUAAUUUUUGGAAUAUUUCAAACAUUCAAUUAUAAUGUACUGAUUGAAAGUUUAGAGUAAAAUAAAGUUAUGACGCUCAUAUAUCUUUCCUAAAUAAAAUACAGAUAUUUAUGUAUGUUUGGUUAGCCGAUUAAAGACUUUCUCGUUUAGCUUUAGAUUCUUUAUAAUGUGUUUUUUUUUAAUGUUUUGCAACACUUUUCUUCCUUGUGUUUUUCUUUUGCUCUCUUUCUAUAUUUUAUAAUUCCUUUAAAGUCGUAUUUUAUAUUCUUUUUUUUUUAUUCAUGAUUAUUAUUCUUAAGUUUAUAUUUUUUAUAUUCUUUUUAAUUAUAAUUAAAUUAUAAUAUAGUUCAAUUUUAUUAAUUUUCUUUUUAAUGCUCGAUUUGUACUUGAUUCACGAAGAAGUAUUGGACAAUGAAAAAAGAAAAAACUAGUUCAUGGGAAAGAUUUUAUAAGUUGCUUACAAUUGCUACUACUCUAUACUUUUUCUUUAUUUAGUUUAAGAUGACUAUUUAAUUUUUGUAAUUAAAUUUAUAUUUUAAUUUGAAAACACAACUUUAAUACGUUAAUAAAAAUAAAUAAACAGA
Lucilia cuprina (Australian sheep blowfly) is the source of this 2433-nucleotide messenger RNA. RefSeq names its product protein FAM76A. Lineage: Eukaryota; Metazoa; Arthropoda; Insecta; Diptera; Calliphoridae. The coding region runs from base 172 to 1749 and encodes 525 amino acids. The transcript has 6 exons. The record is from RefSeq and is a predicted model, not a curated record.